Messenger RNA from Toxoplasma gondii ME49, 711 nucleotides. RefSeq lists its product as hypothetical. The coding region runs from base 1 to 711 and encodes 236 amino acids. The transcript is spliced from 5 exons. NCBI's taxonomy places the organism in Eukaryota, Apicomplexa, Conoidasida, Eucoccidiorida, Sarcocystidae. The record is from RefSeq and is a predicted model, not a curated record.
AUGGAGACGGAUGUUCAGGCGGCACUCCAGUGGCUAGAUUGCCCUCGUGUUAAACGCCGUGGAACGCUUCUUAGCAGAGACGAAGAGACUGCAGAGAGGACGUCCUUUCGGAAUCCUGCUCUCUCUGCCGUCUUCUCUGGGAGUUCUUGGCUGUCUGUGCUCGUGGUCACCGUAUAUCGAGUUCCCGGGAAAGGUUUUUUCCGAGAGCAGGCAGUCAGCAAGUCCAUUUGUCUCCCGGCGUGCAACGUCAUUUCUUUCCUUGCUUCCUGCUGUAGCGGCAGACAUCCCGGGCAAUGGCAGUGCCAGGCGAAAUGCAAACCAGCGAAAGGUGCUCGUGUAGUACGUCACACUGGAACGGAACAAAUCUGCGGGUCAACACUACACGAACAGUGUGAGGAUCAGCGACACUCUCCUCAGAUAUCCCUGCUAUCCCCCAAAUCUGAAAAUAUUUCAGAUGUGGGACGGGAAAGUGCAAGGACAUACAUGUUUCCCGUGUUGCAUUCCUGUCGGCUAUCCGGCAGCAAUACGGGUUUGACGUCACCAACGGCAUCGUACGUUUCAUCCACCACACGCAGCGACCUUUUGCGCUCGAGUAGCAUGGUGCAAGAACACGUGUCUCCGCAACGGUUUCUAUCGCAAGAACUGCCGAUCCAGUCACAGGUGCAACCGUUCCUUGAUAUAAUUGCCGGUGGCGUCUCUUUGCCCGGGUAG